Messenger RNA from Camelina sativa (false flax), 1154 nucleotides. RefSeq lists its product as uncharacterized. The record is from RefSeq and is a predicted model, not a curated record. Lineage: Eukaryota; Viridiplantae; Streptophyta; Magnoliopsida; Brassicales; Brassicaceae.
ACUCAGAAAUUUAGCUUUGUUUUCUCCAUCACAAGGCAAACCAACCCAAACAAAAAGCCCACCAGUUUAUCAAAUCUCUCUCGCCGUUACUCUCUCUCUACUCUGCCGCCGGCUUUCUCUCCGGGAUUUGGAGUUUUGUGUUCCAGAAAAAGAAAAACAAAAACUGUAGUUGGAAUGAUGUGCAAAUGAGACAUUAUUGGAAAUGUUAUUUGCAGCAGAAGGAGGAGGAUUCUUCUCUUCAUCAGCUUCUGGUUAUAGCAAUGGUUUAGCUCUUCUUCUAUUAGGUCAGAGGAAUGAACAAAAGCCUGUCAAGGUGUCAUCAUCACAGUGGAACCAUUAUCAUUUAGUAGUUGAAGAAUCUAAUACCGGGUUUCGUUUAGAUUCCUCUAAGAACUGGCUCUCCUCUGCCUGCACUUCUCUUAUAUGUUUUGGUCGCAAAUCCGAAAGACAACCUAAUAAUCCAUCUCCUAUCCGAGACAGUCCUUCUCAUACACAACAAGAUUUCACUUCUGAAUCUUCAGUUUGUCGGGAAGGGAAGAAGGAAGAGAACCAUGUGGAGUAUAAUUGUGAAAUUACUAAUAGGUUUGCGCUUAAGAGCAGUUUGAAGAAAAGAUCAUUUAGUGAUGUUGUUAUUGGUGAUGAUGAUGCGAGUGGAGAUGGCGUGGUGGAUCAUACAGAUAGAAGGAAAGUGCAAUGGCCUGACACUUGUGGUAUUGAGAUUGCUGAGGUCAGAGAGUUUGAGCCUAGUGAAGUAGGUGAAUCAGACGAUGAGUUCCAUCAUGGAAGUGGUAAAAGCUGUAUGUGCACAAUCAUGUGAAGUCACCUUCUUCUCUCUUUCAAGUACCAAAGAGCUUUCAUAUAGUUUUGUGGUAGAUGCUCUUUUCUCCAGCCGAGUUUUGAGUUCUCUCUUGUUCAGUGCACCUUUGUUAUUUAUAUAUAUAGCGAGUAAGUGAGAGAUGAGACAGGUGACAGGAGAGAGAGAGAGAGAGAGAGAUGGUUUGCAAAAGAUUGGAUAAGAAGAAGAACUUUUGGAUGUGUACCUUUGUAGCCACUUGAUUUGUCAAUUUUGAGCUGUAUUUUAGAUUAUUCAAAUGUACAACAUCUCUAUGCUACUCUGUCCUGUAAUGAUAAAAUCCACACCACAACUUUUUGGA